AAAAAAUCCAGACAGCCGAGAGUGAGUGAACAAAGUAAAACAAGGCGAGAGACCACGUACGUACGGCUCUUGCUGUAUAAGUACAUCAAGCCGGUACGGUGAGGUCUCCAUCGCGCGCGGCAGCCAAUACCCAAUAUACCCCGAUCCUUAGCUAGCUAGGCUGUGGCGCCAUGAGCGACACCUUCAAUCUCUCCGGGUUCACGCUACCGGGGCCUACGCCCCGCAUCAGCCAUGCAUCAACCUCUGCCGUCGGCGCCGGCGCCGGCCCCGGGGAAGAAGAAGAACACCAAGGCGGCGGCGGGCUGCUGCCGAUCGCGAACGUGGGGCGGAUCAUGAAGGGGGCGCUGCCGCCGGAGGCGAAGGUGUCGAAGCGCGCCAAGGAGGCGAUCCAGGAGUGCGCCACGGAGUUCGUCGCCUUCGUGACCGGCGAGGCCUCGCAGCGGUGCCGCCGGGAGCGCCGCAAGACGGUGAACGGCGACGACGUGUGCCACGCCAUGCGCAGCCUCGGCCUCGACCACUACGCCGCCGCCAUGGGCAGGUACCUCCAGCGGCACCGCGAGGCCGAGGAGCUCGCCGCCGAGAUCAACGGCCGCAGCGUCGGCGGCGGCGGGGUUCCGGAUUUCGGAGGCCAGAUCGACGUCAGGGCCCAGCUGUCAGUGUCCGGGUCCAGGGCCGGCGCCGGCGGCAGCGAGAAGCGCCUUGGCAGGAAUUAACCAUGGAUCCCUUGCCCAUCUAACUUUUGGUUUUAGUGGUGAUUAAUCUUUUGUGUGUGUUGGUGCAUGAGAAUCCUACGUUGUAUUGAUCCAAGUUCGUACAAAAGUUGUACUACCAACAUUGUACUUUGAUUCUUCUUUUUCC
Messenger RNA from Brachypodium distachyon (stiff brome), 858 nucleotides. RefSeq names its product nuclear transcription factor Y subunit B-4-like. Gene Ontology annotation, molecular function: DNA-binding transcription activator activity, RNA polymerase II-specific; RNA polymerase II cis-regulatory region sequence-specific DNA binding; protein heterodimerization activity. Gene Ontology annotation, cellular component: CCAAT-binding factor complex. The coding region runs from base 171 to 713 and encodes 180 amino acids. The transcript has a single exon. NCBI's taxonomy places the organism in Eukaryota, Viridiplantae, Streptophyta, Magnoliopsida, Poales, Poaceae. The record is from RefSeq and is a predicted model, not a curated record. Gene Ontology annotation, biological process: regulation of transcription by RNA polymerase II.